Messenger RNA from Eleginops maclovinus (Patagonian blennie), 6266 nucleotides. RefSeq names its product zyg-11 related, cell cycle regulator (gene zer1). Gene Ontology annotation, cellular component: Cul2-RING ubiquitin ligase complex. Gene Ontology annotation, molecular function: protein binding. Bases 189 to 2543 code for a protein of 784 amino acids. The transcript has 16 exons. The record is from RefSeq and is a predicted model, not a curated record. NCBI's taxonomy places the organism in Eukaryota, Metazoa, Chordata, Actinopteri, Perciformes, Eleginopidae.
GGAGGAGGAGAGAAGAAGUGAGAGGAGGAGUCUGUUUGUUGACAUCGGACGAAAACGAAAAUCAGAUGAGUGAAGACUGAUGAUAAAAACGACAUUUCUCGCCGUCAUCAAGACAUAUAGCCUUGGCGAAAGCUAAGGUCCCCUGCACUGCCCUGUCUUUAAUCUGAGCCGGAGAGAGAGAGGCUAAUAUGGCAGCCAAAGCAGGAGACAACCCUGACAGCCUCAUGACUCUGGCAACCACCUUCUGCCUGAGGAACCUUAUGAAGACCAUGUGCUACCAGGGAUUCAGGAACAAGCUCUGUCUGCGCUCGGACAUCUUCCUUCCCAGCGAAAUCUGCGACAAGUUAGUCAACACAUACAUGGAGUUGGUCCACACAGAUAGUAACUUUGAGCAAGAGGAAAGCUUCUUCCAACUUUUCUCAGACCCCCGCAGCACCAGACUGACCAGGGUACAGCUGAGAGAAGACUUCGUACGGGAUAGAGAUCUGGAGGCCAUUAAAAAACAGGACCUGAUUGAGCUCCACCUCACCUACUGCAACAGUCUGUCCUCCCGCAGCUUGAAAAACUUGAGCAGCUUCCGUGAGACCUUGGUGUCUCUCUGUCUCUUCGGCUGCAAUCACAUCUUCUACAGGAAGGGCGGCGCCCCACUCGCAUGCAACGAAGACACAGAGGAUGAGGAGGAGGAGAGCCCUGCUUCCAGGCAAGCUUUAGAGACGGACUUUACCUUCCAGGGCUUCAACCGCCUCAGGCUGCUCAACUUGGGUGGCCUUCCUGAUGAGGUGGAUGCUGCGACGCUGCUCAAACCCCUGAAAUCACUCACCUCUCUAGAUCUGUCCAAUGUACAGUUGCUGGGAACAGCUUUUCUCACCCAGUGGAAAGACAGACUUGCAUCUCUUGUGCUCUACAAUGUGGACCUGUCAGAGGAGCUGGUCAGUACCAUGGUGGAGAUCGUUAAUCUCAGGCAUCUUGACAUCUCCCGGGAGAGCAGGCGCACCUCUAAGUUUAAGAUGAGCAGGAAAAUCCUGACGGCCAUCGUACAGCGCCUGGUCAAUCUGGUGUCUCUGGACAUCUCUGGUCACAUUAUGCUCGACAACUGCACAGUCCCACACAUCGAGGAAGCUAUGGGGCGGCCAAGCAUUGAGCCGUGCAAGAGCAGCAUUUAUCCUUUCCAGGAGCUGAAAAGGCCACUGCAGUUCCUGGGCCUGUACGACACCACCCUCUGUAAUGUGACACACAUCCCUGCUUAUAAGGUGACCGGAUCAAAGAAUGAAGAGCAGGUUCUGAAUGCAAUUGAGGCUUACACAGAGUUUCGUCCUGAGCUGGCACACCGAGCCAUCAAUCAGCUGUUUGACAUCGCCAGGAUACAGCACUGCAGCCAGCUGCUCCGAGCUCUGCAGCUCGUCAUAGCGGCAUUGAAGUGCCACAAAUAUGAUAAGAGCAUCCAGGUGACGGGCAGCGCCGCUCUGUUCUACCUGACCAACACGGAGUACCGCAGCGACCAGAGUGUGAGGCUGCGCAGAGAGGUCAUCCAGGUGGUACUGAACGGAAUGGAGCAGUACCAGGAGGUCACCGUCCAGAGGAACUGCUGCCUGACUCUUUGUAACUUCAGUAUUCCAGAGGAGCUGGAGUUCCAGUACAGUCGGGUCAACCAGCUGCUGCUGAAGAUCCUGGAGCCGGCCCGGCAGGACGAGUCGAUCCAGAGAAUAGCUGUACACCUCUGCAAUGCUCUGGUCUGUCAGGUGGACAACCAUCACAAGGAGGCCGUGGGGAAGAUGGGAUUUGUCCAGACAAUGCUGAAUCUAAUUCAGAAGAAGCUACAGGACAGAAUGUGUGACCAGGUGAUGGAGUUCUCCUGGAGCGCUCUGUGGAACAUCACUGAUGAGACGCCCGACAACUGUCAGAUGUUCCUCAACUGUCGGGGCAUGAGUCUCUUCCUGGAGUGUCUUCAGGAGUUUCCAGACAAGCAGGAGCUGCACCGCAACAUGUUGGGGCUUCUGGGAAAUGUUGCUGAGGUCAAAGCACUGAGGCCACAGCUGCUCACCCCCCAGUUCAUCACUGUGUUCAGUAACCUGCUGGACAGUAAGGCGGAUGGGAUUGAGGUGUCGUACAAUGCGUGCGGCGUGCUGUCACACAUCAUGUUCGACGGCCCGGCGGUUUGGUCCAUGGAAGAUCCGCGCAGAGACUCGGUGAUGGACAAGAUGUGGGACGCCAUCCAGAGCUGGGACGUCAGCUCACGCCGCAACAUCAACUACAGGUCAUUUGAGCCCAUCCUGCGCCUGCUGCCUCAGGGCAUCGCCCCCGUCAGUCAACACUGGGCCACAUGGGCCCUCUUCAACCUGGUGUCAGUUUACCCAAGCAAGUAUUGUCCCUUGCUGAUAAAGGAGGGAGGAAUAAGUCUUCUAGAGAAAGUUCUGGAACUGGAAAGCUCUCAUCCUGAGACCAAGGACAUGGCCAGCAAAGUAAUGGAGGCGUGUGAAACCUUCAAAGACGACCCCAUGGAAACAAAUAAUGGACAGGAGGUAAACUUUGGACAAAGAGGUUGACCCCAGCGGAGCCGUGAUUCCCAGCAAACAUCCAACACACCCACAUAAGGCCCCUCCCACUGUCAUCAUCACAAGGGUCACCUGUGUGCAUUAUUCAUAUCAUUCUAAUUAUUUCUUAGAGCGGAAAAGUGUCUAUUCACUGCGGUUUGGACACUUAUGACACAUAGGACUUCAGAGGUGGUGUUUUCUUGUGAGGAGGUAACUCUAAUAUUGGGAUGGGUGACUGUUAUCUCUCAGUGUGUGUGUUUGUGUGUGAGUGUGUGUUUGUGAAAGAUUUAACAACAGAACAAAACAGUUGAGGCGAUGCUCUGAGUGGAGCUGGCCUGUAAGAACCGUGUAACACGGAACAAAAUGCUAAAGUCUCAGCUCUCACUGCUCACCGUCACUGAGCUGAGCACAGUGAAUAUUAGCCAUGGUGUGUGUCGCUGCAGAGGAGCAUCACACUGAUGUGGAGGGGGGGGGGGUGUCUUCCCAGACUUUGUGGCACAAUGAUUUCUUUGUUAUAUAUGUAAAUACUCUCAGUUUGUCUCAUCCUUUUACUGUGUGUAUGUUUUAUAAUAUAACUGUAAACACUCAUGACUUUACUCUAUAUUUAAAUUUAUUUAGGGUUGACUGACUUAUGAUCAGUGCUAAGAAACUAUAUACAGAAUACCCCAUAAUUCAUUCCUGGAGUCUGUGUUCUUUAAAGGAAGAUUUAGAUUGACUUGCUUCUGGUUUUAAUUUUGGGCAUUUUAAACUGAUUUGUUGAUUGUUUUUCUUAUUGAACAAUUAUUGUUCCUAUUGGAUGUUAAUUCUUCCUAUUGGACCCAGUAGUGAGGUUAUUGUAGGACUCACAACAGCCAGUUUAAAAAUGGAUAUCAUCUAUUUUUUACCACGCAUUUUUUUUAUUGUCAUAAAAAUGCAACUCAGCUACUCGAUGCUAAUGUAAGACAGAUAUAACCUUGGGAUUAGCUACUAUCAAGCCAGAUAGCUGAUGCCUUUCUCACACCACACCCCCGCAUUCUUUUAAUUUCUUAUUCUAGUAGUCAUCCUCUCCAAACAAUGCUGACUCGAGUAGCAUCAGCUCAAUACAUCUGACCCAUUGUUGCUCAGCUCCCUCUGCGGUCACACUUCAUGGAGAUGUGUUUUUAAUAUAAAGCAGUCUCCCCCCCAACAAGCUCUGAUGAGUAGAAUGAGUAAAGUUUUGCCAAUAAAAUCACACUUUCUCGUACAGACUUUGGUCCUUUGAUUCUGCUUAGUCACCACAGUCGUGAUAUGACAUACUCAGUCAGAUUGCAAUUCACCAUAGCAACGGUUUAGCGGUCUAUUUCAGGUGCUUCGAUAAAAGAGAAGCAGAAUUUAACACUGUUUUGUUGUGAGGGUGUAGAUGAAUACAUUUGAUGAACAUGUGUCACUGAAAAAACUGAAAGGUUGACUUAAAUCAAAUGUAUUAUGUCAACAUAUUUCAAAUACCUGUAUUUUUUUAUUUUAUUCAAAUAUAAUGUCAUUGCUUUCAACUAACCUAAUACAGUUAUGUGAAAUCUAUUGAAAUAAUACAUUUAUUUAAAUCUACGUAGUAGUUUUUUCAGUGCAGUGAAGCAUCUGGAGUGUUAAAUCAUCUUAGACAAAGACGAGGCAGCAGGAAAAGGUUUUCCCUAACUUCAUCACACUGGUUGGUCAACAUGCUGCUUUCCCUUAAAUCAAAUGCUUCUUUUAUAUGAGCAGUCCAACAACACUCAACAUUAAACAGCAUAGGAGGCAAUAACGGAUGGGAGAAAAAUAAAAAGAGAUUUGGUUGUAGAAUGAUGUUUCCAGGAGGUAAAUGCUGGCUCUGUAACUCAAUUUAUACUCAUUACAUUUGGAAAAUGUACUAAUCCAUGGUGGACAUCUCUUUAUGUAAAGAAAGACACAACAUCCAGGCCUCAGAUGACCAUUUAAAAUGAAAUGGGACAUAAUGCAAGCAUUUUCAUCUCUUUAAAUGUGCAUAAACACAUGGAUAAACCCUUACGCUGUAAUAGCUCUUUUACCAGCAGGAUUCCAGGUUCCAAACUCUCCACACAUACAAAUUGUAUCCCAUAUAUCUAUAUUGCUGUCUUCACUGGCACCUUCAACAACAUGCCACUGAGAUCAUUCACAGGGAGUUGUGUUUUUAGGGGGUUUUCUGUAAUAAGCAUUACAACUAAAAGUCCCACUUGAUGAAGGCAGCAUCUUAUAUUCUGAACCAAGAGAAAAAGAAUCUGACUCAGGAGCAGCUGACCAGCAGAGAGAGAAUGGCCUACCAUUUAUAUUAAUGUUCAUACCAGGAAGGCAUGUUAAAAACACAAGUUUAAAUCAUUUAAUCAUAACCUGAAUUUAAGUUUAGUUCUGAAGCAUGGCAGGCCGUUAUAUCCACAUCAGUUCAGAGCCGUCUGAGCCAGAAAGGCAGGGUUCUUAUUACAGUCUCCUUUCACUUUUGAGUGAAAAAUAAAUCAUAAUAAAAACAUCCUAAUUAAAUUGAUAUACAUUACAGAAUGUCUAGCUACUGAUCAUGUCUUCUUGUUCUUAAUACCUCAAAUAACAGUUCCAUUACUCAUGAAUCUUCUAUUUCAUGAAAUCUGUCUAGAUCCUCAAGAUAUUAAAUUCACAGCCAGUCUAAAAUAAAAGUUAAGAAACAUCAGUUAAUGAUCAACCUUCUUCCAUUAAAAAUGUCAAUUAAAUAGGCCUGUUUUAUUUAGUACUUCAUUAUGUUUCCAUUUCUUUUCCUUCUUCAAAUAUAGCAUUUAUAAGAUUUCAAUUUAGUGCAAUUUAGUUUCACUUCAACCAGGGAUUGCCAGGACUAACAGUCAUGCCAGUGAUUAAUAUUCAUAUCCACAUUCAAAUGGUUUUCUCUUGUAGCUUCAACAGCAGGGGGUCACUUUGCACAGUAGUGUGUAUGCAGUGUCUCCUCAGUGUGUGUGGAGCUGCAGCCUAUGUAAAGUGUGUCAGUCAUACAUACAUAAUGAUUAUGUUCAUGAGUGAUGUUUGUUUAAGCUAUUUCAUAUCAGCUGUGUUGGGUUUACCGACCUGAUGACUGGUUCUCAUGUACAGUUUCCUUGUGUGAUUUAUAUCUGACUGGUACUGCUCUAUUUCUAUCACUUUCCCAGUGAUGGUGGAAAGACAUGUUCAACUAGGCAGCAGUGUGAAAUGAAAAUCUUUAUAUUGACUCACUAAAUGUUUCUGUUUGGAAUUUUGGAAAUGCUUUCACAUAUGAUCAAAACAAAGUCUGUUGUGAGUUUUUAGUUCUUAAAGGUCACAAAGUGUUUGAUAAAAUAUCUUAGUAGAGGUGUGAGCUUCUCUCUGGAGAAAGUCGAUGAUCGGUUUGACAUGUUCAUUCUCUUAUCGCCUAUUCUCUCUCAUUUGAAGUCAUUGAAUGUUUCAAUUUAGGCUUUCCAGGAGAAAUUAAUGUCUCAAGCGUAGAAGCCAUGGUGAGUGACGGCAGAGAGCACUGUUGAGGUUUGACUGUUAUUUAUGAAGAUAUGUGCUGAAAAUAAAAAGUAAAAUACUGCUUCAGGGGAGCUGCUGUCACAAACGGUUUCAUCUACUAAUUAAUAUUGUCGACACUCUGUUACUGAUUUAUUUUGUAACUGCUGUGUAAUUCAAAAUGGAGUGAAGAAUAUUUGAUUGAAACAUGAUGGAGUUCCAGUGUUUCUCGCUCUCAAAAGCACUAGACCAUCAGUGUAAAGAUAUGAAUAAGCAAUAAAGAUGGAGCAGUAAAAAAUGGGUAAA